AUGCAAGUUUGGAUAGGAUGCAAUGUGAUUUGGUUUCUUAGCCUCAUCCAGUAUCUCUUUACACCUUCUUCAAAUGCUACCAUUCGAAGAACACAUGCAAUCGAGCUUACCAUUGAUUCUGGUUCAAUACGAGGCGAAUAUUUGACAAUUGGCGCAAAUGAUUUUGCUGCUUUUAAAGGAAUUCCUUACGCUGCACCACCCGUUGGAUCGCUUCGUUUUCAAAUGCCAGAACCACCAGCAAAAUGGCGAGGUGUUAUGAAUGCUACUCAGUAUUCUGCGAUGUGUGCUCAGAAACCUCGAACUCGUCAAACUGACCCUUCUAAUGUUUAUCGAAUUCACAUUUCUGAAGAUUGUCUUUACCUCAAUGUUUUUGCACCCCCUCAGGUAUUCUGGUUGAAUUCAGAACUGAAGAUCUAA
This is a messenger RNA of Thelazia callipaeda (thelaziosis nematode), 417 nucleotides long. The record is from the annotation of a GenBank genome assembly. Lineage: Eukaryota; Metazoa; Nematoda; Chromadorea; Rhabditida; Thelaziidae.